Messenger RNA from Vicia villosa (hairy vetch), 531 nucleotides. RefSeq lists its product as uncharacterized. The record is from RefSeq and is a predicted model, not a curated record. The transcript is spliced from 2 exons. Lineage: Eukaryota; Viridiplantae; Streptophyta; Magnoliopsida; Fabales; Fabaceae. The coding region runs from base 1 to 531 and encodes 176 amino acids.
AUGGAUGGAGAGAUGGUUAUUGAGACUCAAGCUAAGGGAUCAGAGACUACUUCUCUAGUGUGCUUGAGAUGUCCUUUGUCAAUCUUCGACAGAGGGUUUGCUGUGGAUUUAAUUCAUUUACCAUUGAGUGGUGUGGAUGUGAUGUUAGGUAUGAACUGGUUGGAAUUCAAUUUUGUUCAAAUUAAUUUCUACAACAAGUCUGUUUGGUUUCUUGCUCCUGAUGAGGAGGAGAAAGUUGGUUUAUUGACUGUUAGGUGGUGCGUGACUUUCUUGAAGUUUUUUCCGGAUGAUAUAUCAGAUGUGGCGCCAGAAAGAGAAGUGGAGUUCUCGACUGAUCUUGUUCCUAAUACCAGACCUGUUUCCAUGGCACUGUACAUGAUGUCGGCAUCUAAGUUAGCAGAGUUGAAGAAGCAAUUAGAAGACUUGCUUGAAAAGAAAUUCGUGAGACCAAGUGUGUCGCCUUGGGGAGCUCCGGUGUUUUUGGUGAAAAAGAAAGACAAUAGUGUGAGAUUGUGUGUAGACUACCAAUAG